AUGUCGACAAGACAAGCGACUCUGGCUUCCGCAGUCGUCGGAUUGCUCGUCUUUUAUCCGACUCUCGUCUGCUUGCAGGCCGUUCCACCGCCAGGACCUACCCAACCGAGCACGGUGCCAAACUGCAACAAGUGGCACACCAUGGUCUCUGGCGACAACUUCACGGACCUCAAUAUCACAACGCCCACGGUGCCGACCGAGGAAUGGCCGCCCAAGAACACACAGGCAGGUCAGCCAUCGUACUGCAACGAUUGGCAUCUCGUUUUGGCGGACGAAUCAUGCCGGGCCAUCGUUCUGCAGCACAACAGCUGCAUGGGCGUCGAGGACUUCUUCCUCUGGAACCCUGCCGUCGCGUCCAACUGCAUGGGUCUCACCUUGUACAAUACAACCCAGAAGCAAAUCUCCAUCGACUUCCUCUCCUUCAGCAACAAUGCCACCGUCCCGCCCAUGGUGACCCCGACGCCCGUGGAGCUGCCGCCUGUCGACAACAACUCUGCGCCCACGCCGGCUCAGACCCAGCCGGACCAGACGUGCCGCGACGUGGUGGCCAAGCACGACAGCAUCACGCAGGCGCAGUUCCUGGCGUGGCAUCCCUUCCUGAACGGCAACUGCGACAACCUGUGGCUUGGCCAUUACUACUGCAUCUUGGUGGAAAGCUUCAUUCCCGAGCCACCUGUCGAGACGAGCACGCCGACGCGCGUCGAGCCCGGCAUCGCGCCUGACUGUCGGGCCUGGUCCCAAGCCAGCGGUCCGACCUGGACCUGCGAGCAGUUUGUACUUAUCUUGGGCCGCUUCUCGCUGUCCGGCUUCAUCAAGUGGAACCCGGCAGUGGGAUCAUCGUGUGGGAACAGCAUCAAGGUCGACUCUUGGCACUGCGUCGCCGUCCCCGGCACUCCUACGACGCGGACCGCGACGUCCACGCCCACCUAG
Molecule: messenger RNA, 930 nt
Organism: Pyricularia pennisetigena
Lineage: Eukaryota; Fungi; Ascomycota; Sordariomycetes; Magnaporthales; Pyriculariaceae
Exons: 4
Coding region: 1-930 (309 amino acids)
Source: RefSeq, a predicted model, not a curated record